GCCGCGGAGGUGCGCCAAGCCAAGCCGAGCCAAUGUUCCCCGUCGGCUCUCCCGAGAUGGAACCUCCGUCCGGCAGUUCUCGCCGGAGAAACGGAGGCUAACGGGACUCAUGGUCGUCCCGGCCGGCCAUGAGUUCCCGCGGGUGGCGCUGAGAUUGUGAAGACCUGAUCCCACACGACGAGCGAUCGGUCUGCGCUCCGUCCGGCAGGAGCCUCCCUAGGGAUACUCGGAACGAUUCCGCCAGGAAUUCGACCGACCACGAGUUCCCCCGCCGCGCCCCUCCCUGUCCCCGCCUCCUCCUCCUCCUCUCCUCCUCCUCCUCCUCUUCCUCCUUCCUCUUCAUUCUUCUCCGGAGCUUCUGCUGCCCCUCUUUUUGACUCUUCUGCUGCCACUCCGUCCGCUAGAUCUGCUUGGCACCAUGCUACUCCGUCUAGGAUCCACUCUGUACGGCUUGGCUCCUACCUUCCUCCUGCUGUUGACCUUGCCCUUUGGAUCUUCAAUGUGUCCUAUGCUUUGCACCUGCUACUUUUCCCCACCCACAGUGAGCUGCCAGGCCAAUAACUUCUCCUCUGUGCCACGGAUACUACCGCCCAAUGCCCAGCGCCUCUUUCUACAAAACAACCUGAUUGGGACCCUGAGACCUGGAAUGUUUGGGCCCAGCCUCAUCACCCUCUGGCUCUACUCCAACAACAUCUCCUCCAUCCAGCCUGGCACUUUCCGCCAUCUCCAGGUUCUGGAGGAGCUGGAUCUGGGGGACAACCGCAAUCUGCGCACACUUGAACCAGAUACUUUCCGUGGUCUUGAACGGCUGCAGUCCUUGCACCUUUAUCGCUGUCAGCUGAGCAGCCUCCCAAACACAAUCUUCCGCAAUCUUUACAGCCUCCAAUACCUCUAUCUUCAGGAAAACAACCUGCUUUGCCUACAGGAUGACCUUUUUGUGGACUUAGCUAACCUGAGCCAUCUUUUUCUGCAUGGGAAUAAAAUCUGGAAGCUCUCCGAGAACGUCUUCCGUGGCCUGUCUGGAUUAGACCGCCUGCUGCUGCACCGGAAUCACCUGCACACAAUUCCUGAGUGGGCCUUUCGCGAUUUGGGAAAGCUUACCAUUCUCUAUUUGUUCAACAACAGCCUGAUCACUCUGUCUGGAGAAACACUCUCAGAUUUGCCCUCCCUGGAGUUUCUGCGCCUCAACAACAACCCCUGGGCCUGCGACUGCCGUGCCUACUCCCUCUGGUCCUGGUUCCAGCGCACGCAGGUCUCCAUCUCAGACGUCACAUGCGCCUCUCCUGCAGAACGCAAGGGACACGACAUGCGCUAUCUGAACGAAGCAGUCUUUCAAGGCUGCCCUCCGACCAGCCAUCACCCUAUUGAGUUUGACUGGAGCUGUAGGCCUGAAUGGGAAAAUGGAGCGGCUCACCCCCACCCUCGCCACCACCCUCACCCUCACCCCCACCCUCACCCUCACCCUCACCCCAAUGGCUCAUCUAAUCAUCUCUAUGGCCUUGGAGGAUCCCCUCCUGCUGAUCCUUCCUCCUUCAACAGGGAUGUCCCGGCCAAUGACAUCCAGAGCCCCAAAUAUGACCCACCUACAGAAGAUAACUACUGGGGGACUAAUGGCAACGGAGAAGGAAGCCAGCUGAAAAAGGGAUGCCUAGGGACUUCUUGCUCUUCUCUGGAAUCUGGAGCAAUCAGGAUUGGCUUCCGGUUAUUUCUCCUUUCCUGUCUAUUCAUUCUGUUGGAACUUUCAUAGUUUUAACAAUGGAGGGUGAUUGCUAAUAAGAGUCUGGGAACUUGGAGACUGUGGGGAGGCUGGAUCCCUACCCAGCACUUAGCUGAGGCCAAAGUGAUUCACCUUCACCCUAACCCAGGGGUAAAGGAAGACUGACUAGGUCUGUUACUGCUGCUGCUGCUGCUUUCUGGCCAAUUGUGAGACUUAAAGCCACUUUCUAUGUGGCACCGGUUAUAUUCCAUGAACUUAUGGCAAGGGCAAUCUAUUUUUUUUUUACUUCUAGAGUGUUGCAAAACUCUCCUGUUAGAAAUGUUCCUUAAAUCCUACUGCUUCUUGAGUGUGUAAGGAGCCUGCUGUAGUCUCCAUAUCCUCUACAGGGCCAGGAUCUCUUCUGUGCAUGAGAAGGAACUAUGGAUGAGGACCUCUUUUUUUCAGAGCCUCCAUUCUUCUAACAAUAUCCUUUCACGCAUAUAAGUGCCUGCUCUGUCUCAUAGGAUAGGACCCCUCAACUAAAGGAUACAAUGUCCUCUUCCAGAACUAAAGAGAAAAAAAAUAUCAAAAUUUGGGGCUCUGAUCACUCUUGACUUCUUAUUAUCUGGUGGUUUUUAAAAAAUUAUUCGAGGGGACCCCAGAGGAGCAAUUCACAUACUUAAUUCUAAUGUUGAUUAUCUUGAUAAGGGUGUGAUGAUGGAAGUUUGCUCCACUGGCUAUUGAAACCAGAAAUUGUUGGAUGACUCUUGAGUAGAUAGGGAACCAUUCAGCUUCUCAAUAAUCCAUAGCAAAUAUUCUUAAUCAUGGGUUUUCUGCACUGACAAACGGUUAGUUCAAUUCUGCCUUCCCCAAUUCAGUGACAUCCGACAACUUGAACUAAAAAUCCCAACACCUCCAGCCAUCAUUAUCAUUGGUUAUAUCUACUUGGUUUGACUGGAAGUCUGAUCUAACACAAGAGGGCACCAGGCUGUGGAAGGCUGGAUUUCAUGAUUUUUGCAGUCCCUUCACUUCUGUAAUUAAAUCUUUAGAGAAAGGUUGCAAUCAUACGACAAAUUCAUGUGAAUUGAUCUUUAUUCAUAAAAAAAAAUGGUCUUAAUUUUGAUGGGUGUAACUUUCCUCUGGUGCCUCCAUGUCUCCCCUUUUACCACAAUGGACAGUUAGAGAAAUAUUAAACUAUUUUGAUAUGGCUGGAACAAUUUAGUCACUCAACCAAAUGAACAAUGUAAUACACAAUGAUUCAGUGUAUUGUGAACUAAGCUGCUUAAACAUUCCAUUUCAUAACCCAGAAAGUAGCUUGAAAGGGAAGCUUCUUUCCUAUCCCCACUGCCCGCUUCUUGUAUUGGGACCAGUUGAAAUACCUUCCUGUCCAGUCCAACGCCCUUGGUCUGCUGAAAAAGAUCACACCGAAGUUAUCUGGGCUUUUUCACUUGUUCAAAACACACAUCAGUGCAACUGCUCUUCCUAAGAUCAAGACUGUAACCGAGCUUUGCCAAAGGACACACACUCUAGAAGGAACCUGCAUGAGCCUGACUCCCUGAUGUACACUUCUAUAAUGCAAAUGGUUCCUGCAGUUAUGUGUUUACUUUGUCAAAUGGAAUGCCUAAAAAUAAUGUAGUCAACUGAAGAGUUUCGGGAGAUUUCUGACCAGACUAAAUCCGAGGGUACUAGAAAUUGGCCAGCAAAUAGGUUAACAUAGCUGUUGUUACAGAAUUAGAUUGAAAUUAUCCCCCCCCCCCCCCCCCGAUCAGAUCAAACUACUGACUUGAAUAGCCGGAUUAUGCUGCCUUUAAACACAAAUAUUUUAGUGGUUUACACAGUACAGAAUGCAACCAUUAAAAUGCCUUAAUUUUAAAUAUUUGGUCACCCUUAAUCUGCCCUUUGGGGAGGAAGUUGUUGGGAGUGCUGGGAACACAGACACUGCUUUGCCAGGCCCACAGCAGCCACGGGGAAAAUAGCAUUCUCUUGGAAGUGUGUUGCAAAAUGUUAGAUCUAGUUGGAAAAGAAGAGUCUAGUGAGAUCAAGUCAGAAAAAGCAGUGUGGAAGACCUCCACUCAGAGUCUCAAACAUAACACUUUCAAAACCAGCCCACUCAUGAUGGUGUCGGGUGGAAAUAUUCCAUCUGAGUAAGAUGGAAAGCCAUUUGCAAGGGCUCCUGUGAAUGAACCCUAGUGCCACAUAGAACUCUGAUUCUUUUCCUAACAGGAGCGUUAGGAAAGAAUCAGUUAUAGGUGGCGCUAAUGUUCAUUUUUCAGGUCCAUUCAGUUAUUCUUUCUAUCAUAGAAGAGCACAUUCUCCAGGACUGAUGCAGAGCCUUGCUAGUGUAGGACUGAUCCUAAAAUGAUGUUCAGAAUACAGUGGUACCUUGGUACUCAACUGCUUUGAAUUUGGUAGUCAAAGCAUUUUGACGCAAAAAUUUUGUCCCGGUAUUCAUCGUUUGUUUGGUAAUUAACGCACAAUCUAGAACCUGUCAGUGUCGGCUGCCUUCUGACUCACUACAUUAGUCCUUAUGGGAGAAAUUUGCUUGGUACUCAUCAUUUUUGGUUCCCAUAGCACCUCCCAGAACCAAUGAACAAUGAGGACCAAAGUACCACUGUAAUUUUUUUCCCCCUAACCUCUUGUUUUCUGGUUAUGCGGAAUUCGUUCUGGGUCCCACAUAUUUAAAAAAUAUACAGUUAUAUUGUUCUCAUUUUAAAGAAGGAAGUCUGUCACCAAUAAUUCAAAUGAAACAGAAAUUGUCCUUCAAGUGACUUGUUACUUUGAAAAUGUUCUGUGUUGGCACUUCUCAUACAGUUUUUCUUUUGUUUUAAGAUUUGCUUGAUUUCUUUUGUUUAUUUGCCAAAACCUUUACUUUUUUUGGCAACACA
This is a messenger RNA of Notechis scutatus (mainland tiger snake), 4581 nucleotides long. RefSeq names its product reticulon 4 receptor like 2 (gene RTN4RL2). Gene Ontology annotation, cellular component: plasma membrane. Lineage: Eukaryota; Metazoa; Chordata; Lepidosauria; Squamata; Elapidae. Gene Ontology annotation, molecular function: protein binding. The record is from RefSeq and is a predicted model, not a curated record.